CGGUGUGACUGUGGGUCCGGCGCGCCGAGGCGCGGGGCGGGCGGUGUUGGCCGCGGGUGGGAUUCUAAACCGUUUGCGAGGUGGGGGUCGCGGAGAAGCCGUUGGAAGGCCGCAGGGAAGGCCGUGUGCGUGGCGUUCCCGCCCCGGCGCCCUGGGUCAUGGACUACCGGCGGGUCCUGAUGGGCCGGGUGGUGCCCGGCCAGUUCGACGACGCGGACUCCGACAGUGAGAACCCAGACUUGAAGACAGUCAAAGGGGAAGGUGGCGUUCUGUCUGAAGACUUUGAAGGUCACGUGAUUGCGGAGAAGGGCGAAGGUGAGAUAGAAGAUGAAGAGGACGAGGACUAUGACGAAGACGACAGUGACUGGGAAUGGGAUGAUGGAGUGGGACGGCUCACCAGGGGAAAUGGCUGGAGUGGCGGGAAUAACCCCCAGGCAAAUCGACAGACUGCCCACUGCACUGCAGCCAAAAUGUCUACUCCAGCUGACAAAGUCUUACGGAAAUUUGAGAAUAAAAUUAAUUUAGAUAAGCUGACUGUUACUGACGCCGUCAUAAAUAAAGUCACUGAGAAGUCUAGACAGAAGGAAGCAGAUCUGUAUCGCAUCAAGGAUAAGGCAGACAGAGCGACAGUAGAACAGGUUUUGGAUCCCAGAACAAGAAUGAUUUUAUUCAAGAUGUUGACCAGAGGGAUCAUAUCAGAGAUUAAUGGCUGUAUUAGCACAGGAAAAGAAGCUAAUGUAUACCAUGCUAGCACAGCAAAUGGAGAGAGUAGAGCAAUCAAAAUCUAUAAAACUUCCAUUUUGGUGUUCAAAGAUCGGGAUAAGUAUGUAAGUGGGGAAUUCAGAUUUCGUCAUGGCUAUUGUAAAGGAAACCCUCGAAAAAUGGUGAAAACCUGGGCAGAAAAAGAAAUGAGGAACUUAAUCAGGUUAAACACAGCGGAGAUACCAUGUCCAGAACCAGUCAUGCUGAGAAGUCAUGUUCUCGUCAUGGGUUUCAUUGGUAAAGACGACAUGCCAGCACCACUCCUGAAGAACGUCCAGCUAUCUGAAUCCAAGGCCCGCGAGUUGUAUCUGCAGGUCAUUCAGUACAUGCGGAGGAUGUAUCAGGAUGCCAGACUUGUUCACGCCGAUCUCAGUGAAUUUAACAUGCUGUACCACGCUGGGGACGUGUACAUCAUCGAUGUGUCUCAGUCUGUGGAGCAUGACCACCCGCAUGCCUUGGAGUUCCUGAGGAAAGACUGUGCCAAUGUCAACGAUUUCUUUUUGAAGCACAGCGUCGCUGUCAUGACUGUGCGGGAGCUCUUUGAGUUUGUCACAGACCCAUCCAUCACACGUGAGAAUAUGGACGCUUAUCUCUCAAAGGCCAUGGAACUAGCAUCUCAAAGGACCAGAGAAGAAAGGUCUAACCAAGACCAUGUGGAUGAAGAGGUGUUUAAGCGGGCAUAUAUUCCUAGAACCCUGAAUGAAGUAAAAAACUACGAGAGAGAUGUGGACAUAAUGAUGAAAUUGAAGGAAGAGGACAUGGCCUUGAAUGCUCAGCAGGAUAAUAUCCUGUACCAGACCGUCACAGGAUUGAAGAAGGACCUGUCAGGCGUGCAGGAGGUCCCUGCUCUCCUAGAAAACCAAGUUCAGGACAAGACUUACUCUGACUCAGACGGAGCCGGCAGCUCUGAGUGCUCCGACACAGACUCUGAAGAGCAGGGCGACCACGCCCACUGCAAGAAACACACCACUGACCUUGAUGUUGAUAAAAAGGAAAGAAAAAAGAAGGUCAAGGAAGCCCAGAGAGAGAAAAGAAAAAACAAAAUUCCUAAACACGUAAAGAAAAGGAGGGAGAAGACGGCCAAGACAAAAAGGGGCAAAUAGCACAGGGCCACCGCGUGAGCGGGCGUUUGCAGCGCGUCUGGCCGGUGGCUGAUGGCCUGCAGCUGCACUGUUGCUGUAGCACUGUGAAGAUGGUAGAGAGCUGUCGGGCAGGGAUGCACAAGUUCUGAGCUCCUGGUGCCCUGAGGCAGGCACUUUAUCUGGUGUUGGCAAAGGACUCAUUUAAACUGUUGUAGAGAAGAGCUUCACACAUUUUUAUUUUUCUAUUUUGUCUCCUGCAGAUACGUUUUUGGAAGCAUCAUAAAUAUUUAAGUGUAAGUGUGCUUCAGACAACCCUGGGAGAUUGUUUCUGCUCUCUUUUUACAUGCCAAAGACCGUCUGAAAUUAUUUCAUUAUAAGGCCGUGGCAUAUAGUAUAAAAGGAAUUUUCCUUUUAGGAAAUCCAGCUGGCCAUUGAUGUGUUCGUUUGUUGCCCCUCUGCUCUGUGUUCGUUGAUGGUCAUUUGUGAUGUACUCAUACUGCAUCUUUUUAAAAAAUUUUUCUGAGAGGCAGAACGACAGUGCUCUCUUGUACUAGUAUACUCCUCAAAUACCUGCCAUGGCCAGGACUGGACUAGGCUGAAGCUGGGAGCCGAGAGCUCCAUCCAGACCUUCCGCGUGGGUGGCAGGAACCCAAUGACUUGCACCAUCACUGCUGCUUUCCAGGAUGUGCAUCAGCAGGAAGUUGGAGUCAGGAGUCAGUGCCAGCAGGGACCUAGGCACUCCUAAUAUGGGAUACAGGCAUCUUUUUUUUUUUUUUUUUUAAAGAUUUAUUUAUUUAUUUGAAAGAGUUACACAGAGAAAGGAGAGGCAGGGAGAAAGAGAAGUCUUCCAUCCACCAGUUCACUCUCCAGUUGGACACAGUGGCCGGAACUGGGCCAAUCUGAAGCCAGGAGCUUCCUCCAGGUCUUCCCACGUGGGUGCAGGGGCCCAAGGACUUGGGUCGUCCUCUACUGCUUUCCCAGGCCGUAGCAGAGAGCUGGAUCGGAAGUGGAGCAGCGAGGACUUGAACCGGCGCCCGUAUGGGAUGCCAGCACUGCAGGUGGUGGCUUUACCUGCUGUGCCACAGCACCGGCCCCAGGAUACAGGCAUCUUAAUCAGCAUCUUAACUACUAGACUGAAUACCUGUGUCACACUUCAUCCACCUCAGUUUUGUAUUCACAUGUGUGACGUUUAUUCAUCAAAUAUUUGAGGAUUUUAAGUGCUGUGAUACCACAGUGAACAAAAUAUAAGCAUUGCUACCUUUGAGAAGACAUUAAACAAUAGGUAAAGUAUAUCAGUAGGUGAUAAAUUCUAUGAUGAGAAAUAAUUCAGAAAAGAGAUAUUAAGGUGUUAGGGGUUUGCAGUUUAAGCUAGGGUUCUUAGAAAAGCCACCCUGAGAGGUGCCAGUACUUGACGAAGUUGAGUCGUAUGUGCAUCACAAGGGGAGAGCAUUCCAGGCAGAGCAAACAGGCUGGGGGAGGGCCACGUGGCAGGAGAGGGCUCGACGGUCCAGAAUCCGGGUUGGAGCCUCAUAGUUAAGGGAGAAAUUAGAUGAAAUCCAAGAGCCUAGGGCUGUUGGAGGGUUCUGAGCAGGGGAAUGAUAGGUUCCGACCCCUUGAGAACUACUGGGAAGCCAGGAUGAGAGAGAAAUGGAUGUGCUUACUGUUAUAACCCAAGUGAGAAAUGCUGAUGGCUCCGUCUAGGAUGGUAGCUGUAGACACGGAGAAGUGGUUGAUGUGCUAGGGAGAUGGGCAGAGGGGAGAGAGGUGACUUCAUACGACUUACGCAGCUGAGAUGAUCGGCAUGGUCACAUUCUGUGAUGGGAAGUGUUGUGGGUGGGGCGGUUUGGGGAUAAGAGGGUGAGAGCCAACGAAGGCUUAGGUUGCAGCAAAGCACAAAUCUUAAAACAAAUCCCUAUUUUUAUAUUUUUAACCAUAUACUUUGUCAGAAAUGGUUGUUAGCCAUUGUGUUCAGAAACUUUGUUUAAACCCCUAGUUUCCAUGUACACUGAAACUUAUGCCAUUUUGUGUGAUGGUAGGUUACUGAAAUAUCACACUUUAUGGUGUUCGUAAAAUCUCCCUCCUUGAAUAAACUCUCAGAGUAUGAAGUGUAGUGUCAGUGAGACACAGAAGUACUGUCCCAAAUGACAUAGGCUAUAAUUAACGCAAGAAGAGCAAAACAAAUUGGGCAACCCUCUAUACAUUUGGGGUUUUCCAAUUCUAGUAUUUGCAUUGACUGCUCUGUGACAACGUAUGUUCCUAUUCGGCACUCAAGCUCCUCAGACACCUAUCGCUGAAUCCAGUGCAGUUUCUAAGUUUGGAGUCAACUCUAGGCCCAGAGGUGCAUUGACAGGAAUGAGGGGCAGUUCAUUCUCUUGUGUUGCUGUGGGUGGGAGGAAGUAGUUUCCCGAGUGUGAGGAUCUGGGCUGUCGGGGAAUUCGCACUUGAGGCACAUUCUGCGGAUGGCUCUGCAGCUGGGCACUGCCUCCCCAUUUGGGUUCUGGGUUGGAAGGCUGUGCGCUGGCCAAACCACGUGUCUGACGUUGUUUCCCUCGUUUCUAUCUUCUUGUCCAAAGGCUUGGUAGAAAGAACCUGGGCCGAGGCAGACUGCUUAGAAGGCUCCUUGUCUUGUCUUAUGGUUGAAUUUGAUCGCCUGACAGGUUUUCCUGUUAAUGGGUUAUGGUUUGUACAGUUACUUUCCAUUUGGAAAGAUGAGGUUUGGAACUCUUGGCCCCAAGCUGAAAACAUUUUGUCAAUUGAUGUAUUUGAUUUUCUGUCAUAUAUUGUUGGUUUUUUUUUCCCCAUUACUCCAAAUACUUGUUAUGCAAGUGUUUCUGAAGGUUUACUUUGAGAAGUCGGAAUGGAGCACAGAGUUGCAGUCCUUUCCUGUACGCUGCUGUAGUUCGCAUUCUUGAAGCAGAACCUUGCUCCGCCUGUGGGCUCCAGCGUUCGAGUGUGGUCUUGGAAGAGGUGGGAACCGUGGCUGCUGUUUGCCCAGGUCUGGUCAAGGAGGAGCCCACGGUUCUUGGCCGACAUCAGCUCUUCUUCAGCUCUGUCUGUAGUUUGGUGAAGAGCAGACUCCGAGAGCAGCUUGUAGCUGGUGCUGAGUGGUUCGGGCUGCUCCCUGCUGCUCCAGUGCACUGGUUACCUGUGCCGUGGGCUGCUUCUCGACUGAGCGCAUCUCAUUGUGUGGCUCUCCUGUCGCUCACCUUUUGGCUCAGAAACAAAAUGAAAUGUGAAAUGCCAGGCCCCUGGAUGAUCUCUCUUUAAAAAAAAAUGCUUUUCAUUUUCAAAAGCAUAACAAGCUUUCUAAUUUUUAUUUGUCUAUCAACUUAGUAAGGAAAAACCUUGAAUGCUGUGUGCUUUACUUGACUCUCUGAAGUUUCUGUUUUGCUGGUAGAAGGAGCAGCAGCAGGAGCGACCUCCCUGGCAGUGUAGCCACCUGUGAAGAUGCUGUGUAAGCUCAUAGUAUGGGUGUGGUGUUCAGCCACUGGGGCCAUAGAUAGCAGCUUUGCUUUGUUGUCCCUUGACUUGGAUUGGGUUCCCACGUUCCCCGCAUUUCAGAUAGAAUGGUUAACUUACUAUCCUUUGGGCUGUGUUGCCUUGGAGGUAUGAGUGUUCCAGAGGAACGCACGGUGUCUGGUGCCAGGUUACUAAGGAGGGGACAGCUCGCUUGCGUCUGUGCCCUCCUGAAGCCUUAGUCCCUGUUUGUGCUGUGAAAGCCGCUGGACUUGAAUUUGGAGAAUGUGACUGCAUUUGUGGUGUGGUUGGCUUGGGUUUUAUCGCUUUGGUUGCUCACCAGGGGGCAGUGGCCUUAGAGAGCUUGCAUGGUAGGCAUGCGGCCACAACACCUUUUUUUCUCUUUUCACAGGGUCAGGGCGGCUUCUGCCACGGCUGUCUCCAGACUUGGAGAUAGCUUCCCAUGUCUUGUAUGGUGACACAGGUUUGUUUCAAAGGCCAGUCACCUUUUAUCAGCUUUUAGCCUUCGCAAAUCCCAUUGGUAGUUGUCACGGUGGGUCUGUCCGGGCCGGAACACUGAAGUCAGGGUGCUGGAAUACAGAGAGGGAGUGAGUGGCGCUGCCUAAGGAGGGCUGCACUUGCUGGCGUGGCUAGGGUGCAGCCCAAGGUGCAGUGGCCAAGGCUGGGCAGCGGAUACAGGCACUGACGGCUGGAAGGACGGCUUGUGGCACAGUCGCUUGGGUUCCAACAGACAGGGUUUAAAGUGUCAGUGACACAAGCCUAAAGUUCAAGCGUGUGAGGAAGGGGCUGGGAGAGGGGCACACCAGUGCGACCAGGGGGGUAGCAGAGGAGGUGGAGGACUCAGGAAAGCUAGGGUUUAAGUCAAGAAGGAAAAGAGCCCUCUCACUGGCAUCUAAGCGUGGGUUCCAGAGGAUACUGUGGAAGUGUUUGGAGAUGCGGAAAGUAGGGAGAGAAGUCUGAUUUUUCACUUUCCCUUGGGUGAAGCCACAUUGCAGAGUUGGACAGAUCAGUUGCCUGGUUCGUAGUAACACUUGAGGGACAGUAGGUCAUAGCAGCCUCUCCUUCGUGGCCUCAUUGCAAAGGAUGCUGGGGAGAGCUAAUGGGGAGUUUGCAGUGGAUGGGUCAGGUCGAUGAUCCCUGAACUCAUUGCUCAUGCAGUGAGAGUAGAACAGCCAGACCCUCAAUGUGCUGCUGUGGUGAGAAAGGAAGGGCACAGAGCCCCUGGAAAAUGCCUCGCCACCCCCAGAACACUGAACCUGGACCUGUGGCCUCCACAUGUAACCAGCAGGGCGCAGGUACGGGGGAGGGAUGAAUCCGGUAUUAGAUGGUAGUAUAGAAUUAUUUUAUCAGAUUUUAUUUGAUGUCAUAGUGAUACUAUGGUUACAUUUUUUAAAAUUGCGUUCCAAGUGGGACUGCUUUAAAAAGUAUUUUUACUGCAUUGCUAUUCGUAAAGUGGUGGCAGAUGAAAUAUUAGCACAAUGUUAACUGCUAAAGCUGCUUAGUAGGCUUGUGAGGGAUUCAUUAUACUGUUUGUAUAGGAAAAUUUCCAAUAGAAGUUCUGAAAAACGAGUCAAGGGACCAGUGUUGCUCCACUUCCAAUCCAGCUUCCUGCUAGUUCACCUGGGAAGGCAGCAGGAGACGGGCAUUGGAGUAGUGAACCAGCAGAUGGAAGGUCUGUCUGUCCUCUGUCUGUCUGUCCUAGCUCUCUGCCUUUCAAAUAUUUUUAAGUGGAUCAAUGUAUAUUGAGUGCUUUGGGAUUUUUCACGUGUUAGUUCUGCAUUUUACAAAUGUCUAUUUUUCUGUAGCUAUUCUAGCAAACUAAUUUACAUACUGAAUUUGCCUACAUCGUCAGGUGCCUUCCCUCCUGUCCAGCCUCUGAGUAGGCUGUAAGCUCUAGAAGGGCAGGGCUUUUUGUUCCAUUUUGUAUCCCAGCACUAGAAUCGUGCCUGACACGUAAAUAUUCAAUAAACAUAUGUUGUGUCUCCGAAACAGAGAGGAGGCUUGUAUGUAUUGAACGCAUCCCUCAUGUUAAUAAAAAUGAGAACUUCUUAUUGAUAGUCUGUUUGCAUCCUCUAGCCCUGCCCCCGGUAACCAGGGGUGACCAACCUGCGUUGGAACUGGGGGUCCAGAGCCUGCCGUUGGUCAAACUCUUGUACAGUACUUAAGCUAAUGGGACCUAUGUAUUCAGAACUGUAUAAUAAAAAUAACCUUCUUGUUUUGAAUUUGAUCUUGAGAGACCGUUUUUAGUAUCAACCAAAAAAGUGAGCUGUGAAUUACCCAAUCCCAAACCACAAUACAUGAAGACACCAAGGCUCAUAUUUAUACACUUUGCCAUCCUUUCCCAAGUGUUAGACUGAAAAAAUAAACAGAAAAGGUGAUUUCAAGAUGUGGUCCUGAGUUUAACAAGGUCUCUGCUUGUGUGAGAAGCAGAUUGUCACCCAGUCACACGGUCAUGAUCCUUCCCUUCAACGGGACGUAAACUAGGACCACGGGCCCAGAGGUGUGGUUGGUGGUAGCCAGCGCUGCCGGUCUGCUUUCUCCUUAAGUAAUCCUCAUACUGGGAGAUCUUUUCCUGCUGCCUCUGCAGAUGAUCAGAUGGCCACAGCCCCAACUUUAGCCCAUUUUGUAUCCAAAGUCCAUCUUGUAUCCAAGAUCCCUUGGCCAUUGCUGGUGACCAGCUGUGGGACGAGGUGAGCCACUUUCCUUUUGGGGGGAAUUCCUCUUCUGUACGUUGAGGGAAGGGGGUCAGAUGAUCAUAAAUUUUCUUUAAAAUCUUAUUUAAGUGUGUGGGUCCCUAAUACCCAUGGAAAUACCAAGGGAAACCUUCCUGGUUCCUGGCUUCAGUUUGGCCCAGUCCUAGUUGUUGUAUUUGGGGAGUGAGAGAGAAAUGGAGCUCUCUCCCCUUCUCUAUCAGUAGUUUUUAAACUACAGACUUACGAGGAACUGCUUGUAUGUAUUGAACGUAUCUCAUGUUAAUAAAAAUGAGAACACUGCUGCCACCCAGGGACUGCAUUGGCAGUAAGCUACAGUCAGCUGGGAAUCGAUCCAAGCCUUUCGACGUGGGAUGCCGGUGUCUUCACCACUAGGCUGAACACCUAUUUCAGUGUGUGUAGUUUUUAACAAAAUAGGAGUUACCACCUAAUGGUAGUACUUUAGUAUAAAUGAUAAAUACAUCUUCAAAAGUGGGACUCAUUGCUUUUAAAUGUAUAGGUUUAAAAAUGAAUAUAUAUAUAUAUAUAUAUGUUUUUAAAAUUGGUCACAAUAAUACCUACAUUUGAAAAAUAGCAAAUGUGUAGGCAAUCAAUGUUUGGUGUGUGUAUAUAUGUUUGUGACUUCUUGAAAUGCUAAUUGAGAGCUACUAAUGUAUAGAAUUGCUAUAAAGACUUAAUAUUUUAGAAAAUGUUCAUAAAGGAAUAAGGAACAAAGUUAAGUAU
Molecule: messenger RNA, 8755 nt
Organism: Lepus europaeus (European hare)
Lineage: Eukaryota; Metazoa; Chordata; Mammalia; Lagomorpha; Leporidae
Gene: RIOK1
Product: RIO kinase 1
Exons: 17
Coding region: 159-1865 (568 amino acids)
Biological process (GO): maturation of SSU-rRNA
Cellular component (GO): cytosol; preribosome, small subunit precursor
Molecular function (GO): protein serine/threonine kinase activity; ATP binding
Source: RefSeq, a predicted model, not a curated record